This is a messenger RNA of Psammomys obesus (fat sand rat), 4951 nucleotides long. It is a transcript of the gene Mia2, whose product is annotated as MIA SH3 domain ER export factor 2. The transcript is spliced from 27 exons. Gene Ontology annotation, cellular component: endoplasmic reticulum exit site; endoplasmic reticulum membrane. Gene Ontology annotation, biological process: endoplasmic reticulum to Golgi vesicle-mediated transport; protein secretion; vesicle cargo loading. The record is from RefSeq and is a predicted model, not a curated record. Bases 193 to 3849 code for a protein of 1218 amino acids. NCBI's taxonomy places the organism in Eukaryota, Metazoa, Chordata, Mammalia, Rodentia, Muridae. Gene Ontology annotation, molecular function: protein binding.
AUUGAGACUGGAGAGUGUUAAUUCCUGAAGCUGAGCCGGCACACCUAUAGAACAAUGUAGCUACAGAGGGACUGAAAAUACUCUGCCUUUUUCUCUUGCACUACAGAAGGAGUAUCUGCUGUUUUGCUGCCAUGUCUGCAACCUAGCAAGCCCUCCAGUGCCUGUUUAGGAUUCCUGGUGGCUUGUCUAAGCAUGGCGGAAAUCAGUGUUCAAAGAAUCCUUCUUUUGGUUGUUUCUCUGACAAAGUGUCUGGAGGGCACGGAGUUGCUGGCACACCUUAAAAAGUGUGGUGACUUGGAAUGUGAAACUUUAAUCAGCAGAGUCUUAGCCCUGAGAGACCACACGGGACCUGACUGUCGAUACCUGAACUUCACUGAGGGGGACGAGAUCUCUGUCUAUGUUAAGCUUGCAGGAGAGAGAGAAGAUUUGUGGGCAGGAAGCAAAGGAAAAGAUUUUGGAUUUUUUCCCAGAGAUGCAGUCGAGAUCGAAGAGGUGUUCAUAUCCGAAGAAGUUGAAAUGCCAACUAAAGAAUCUGACUUUCUUUGUCUUCUUGGAGAAGGGUACAUAUUUGGAAGUGAACAGAGUGAGUUAAUCAGUGGUGACGACGAAAAUAUGUAUCCAUAUGAAAACGAUGAAGACCAAAAAUACGAUAUACAAGGUGAUUUCCAGCCAGAGCCUGACUUUUAUACAGAGUUUGAAGGGACUUUGUUUGAAGAGCAAAUUUCAGAACCAGAAACUCCUGAAGAUUUCAGAAUUUCCAGUGCGUCAAACGGCUGGAAAGAGGCCGGAAACGCAGGCAGUGGCGAGCUGGGUUACACCCCAGUCUGGGACCAGGCCUUGCCAUCCCUGAGUGUGCCAGAAAAGCAAGGAUGGUUUGGACUGAGGAGAGAAGAAGCUGAAGAGAAGCCUUUUGAACCAGAUACUGAGCCCGCACAAGAAAGCUCAUUUCAGAGUAGGAAAUUAACAGUGGAGGAGGAGAAUGACCUGGAGAAAUUAAACAACGGCGAACCCCAGAUAGAACUUGAGCAAGAUCCAAAAUCACAGCUUGAUUCUGAGGCACCAGAAGCCAGCUCGGUGCUGGAGGAACAAUACGAACUACCUUCUGAGUCAGAGCAUGUUCUCAAACCUGAAGCCAAUGCCUGGUUUGGCGGCGGAUUCACAAGUUAUUUAGGUUUCGGAAAGGAAGACACAGGACUUGAGUUAUUGUCGGAAGAAAGCAAUCCGCCAUUAGAAGAUGGUCCCAAUUCUGUUCCACUGGAUGAAGAAGCCUCACCUACAUGCAGGGAAAUAUCAACAGACAAGGAAGAGACAGUCAUUAAUGACAGCUCAGUCCUCAGUCCAAGCUGGUUUUAUUUUGGUUUCGGUAUGCUAGGCUUUGCACAAACUAAUAAAGACGGAACUACCUCUGACAAUGGGGAAAGUGAAGAUGGUGGGGGAGAUAGCCACAAAUAUCCUAUAGCGAGUGACUUUGACCCGGAAAAGGAAGAAGAAAGGGAAAUGAUAGCACCUGUGGAAACAGAAACAGGCAAGGAGAGCCCCCUGGAGAAGAAAGGUGAUUAUGGUUCUAUGCUAUAUCUGAAGAAGUUCUUUGAUAAUCCUUGGAGCUUCCAGAAUCACCCAGAGGAUACAGAAUCACCAUUUUCCAAACAGAUGCCGGGUCAGGAGGAUAUAGUCGAAAAUGACAAAACUGAAAAACUUUCCACUGAAAAUUCUCCCACAGAUAGCACGAAAGAUCCCAUGAUGCUGGAGAACAGACACAGUCCGUCAGAUAUGGCCUCUGAAAUAGAGUCAUCUCUGAGUGUCCAUGAAGAAAUACAUUUAAAAAUCUCAUCCUCUAAAAGGAAUGAGGAAGACUCCAAAUCAUGUGUGGAUUCUGAAGUGCCUGCUGUGGCAGAAUCAGACAGCACUGUGGAAGAUGCCUUGCUCGGUAGUCAGCUGGUUUCUCAAGCAAAGCAUGUCUACGGCUUCAUGAACUCUGCACUUUCACCAGCUGAAAUUCUUAUAGAAAGUGUUGUGGCAGCAUUGCCUGAAGAUAUGAGAGCAGACUUUAAUCCCAACGGUUUUUCAUUGGAACUGGCAAUAGGUGUGCUUACUAUUGGGCUGCUUGCAGUUCUCUUGUUUCUAUGGAGAGGCUUCCGAUCAAUUCAAAGCCGAUUUUAUGUGGGAAGAGAAAAAAAACUCGCUCUUGAGCUUUCUGCACUAAUUGAAGAAAAAUGUAAACUACUUGAAAAAGUUAGCCUUGUUGAAAAGGAGUAUGAAGGCUUAGAGUCAUCGUUAAAGGAGGCCAGCUUUGAGAAGGAGUCCACAGAAGCACAAAGUUUGGAGUUUGUUGAAGGAUCACAAAUACCAGAGGCAACCUACGAAAAUCUAGAAAGAUCCAGAUCUAAACUUGAAGAAGAAAUUACCCUCCUAGAGAAGAGCUUAGAAGAAGAGAGAGCUAAACAUUCUGAACAAGAUGAGUUGAUGGCUGAUAUUUCAAAAAGGAUUCAGUCCUUAGAAGAUGAAUCAAAAUCUCUCAAAGCACAGGUAGCUGAAACCAAAACAACCUUCAAAAUAUUUGAAAUGAAUGAAGAGCGACUUAAGGGAGUAACAAAAGAUGCCUUGAAUGAAAACUCUGAACUUCAGGAAAGCCAAAAACAGCUUUUACAGAAAGCCGAAGUAAUGAAAGAACAAGUGAAUGAACUCGAGAAACAGAAAGUAACAUUUGAAGAAUCCAAAGUACAGGUGGAACAACUUCUAAAUGAUAAGGAAAAUCAGAUCAAGACUCUGAUCGAGAGCCUGCUAAAGAUGAAAGAUUGGGCUGCUGUGCUUGGAGAAGACAUAGCAGAUGAUGACAAUCUGGACUUGGAAGUGAAGAGUGACCUAGGAAAUAAUGUUCACUUAGAUAAUCAGCCAAAGGGAGCUUUGAAGAAGCUGAUUUAUGCUGCUAAGUUAAACGCUUCUUUAAAAGCCUUAGAAGGAGAGCGAAACCAAAUUUACACUCAGUUAUCUGAAGUGGAUAAAACAAAAGAAGACCUUACAGAGCGUAUUAAGAAUCUCCAGUCUGAACAAGCAUCUUUGCAGUCAGAAAACACACAGUUUGAAAGUGAGAAUCGGAAACUUCAGGAGAAACUGAAAGUAAUGACUGAGCUGUAUCAAGACAAUGAAAUGAAACUUCACAGGAAAUUAACAGUAGAGGAAAAUUGCCUAUUAGAGAAAGAAGAAAAACUUUCCAAAGUAGAUGGGAGGAUCAGCCGUGUGACCGAGGAGCUGGAGACCUGCAAACAGCGCGUCAAGGAUCUUGAAGAAGAGCUGGAGAGAACAACUCAUUCUUACCAAGGGCAGGUUAUUUCUCAUGAAAAGAAAGCACAUGAUAAUUGGCUGGCAGCUCGGACUUUUGAAAGAAAUCUCAACGAUUUAAGGAAAGAAAAUGCUCUCAAUAGACAAAAAUUAACUGAAACAGAGUUUAAAUUUGAACUUUUAGAAAAAGAUCCUUAUGCACUUGAUGUUCCAAAUGCAGCAUUUGGCAGAGAGCAUUCCCCAUAUGGUCCCUCGCCAUUGGGCCGACCUUCAUCUGAAACGAGAGCUUUUCUCUCUCCUCCAACUUUGUUGGAGGGCCCACUCAGACUCUCACCUUUGCUUCCAGGGGGAGGAGGAAGAGGCUCACGAGGUCCUGAGAAUCUUCUGGAUCAUCAGAUGAACACUGAAAGAGGAGACUCGGGCUAUGACAGGUUAUCUGAUGUUCCCAGAGCACCUUCCGACAGGUCUCUGUCACCUCCCUGGGAACAAGACCGCAGGAUGAUAGCCCUGCCCCCAGGUUUUCUCUCAAGAUGGUGCUCAGCCUUCACCCUCCAAAUCAUUUCAGAGUAACAGAGUGGGAUUUCUUUCUCUUGUUGACUCCUGCUAGGACAAUCACUGUCUCACCAAAACCUGCAGUUCUGUUUGAGUCUUGUGAACACUGUGGGUCUGUCCUAGCUUAAGAUGCUCAGGCCUCUCUCACCAGGGGUGCCUGGCUUAUCUUUUGGGUGAGGCUUCUGCUUCACUUGCCCCAUUAUAGAGCCAUGUGACUGGAGCAGUGUUUGACUUGGCUUCUUUUUGAUAACAUCCAUUUAGUAAAACAACAGCUGUAGGUUCUCCUCUAAGGACCAUGACCUCCCCAGGCACAGACUUUUGAGCAGUACUUUGCAUGAAUUCCCUCCUCUAAAGCAGUCCUCAAAUUCAAAUAGAAAAUGGUUGGUUACCCUCAAAAGAAUCAUGGCACUGUUGGGCCAGUGGGUGCAUCUUUCUGGAAGAUUGUUAUUGUAGUAUGCAAGAUCCAUCAGUGCUUCCGUUGGUAACUUUUCUUCUCUUAGAGGACCACCGUGCCUUCUGGCACUGUAAAAGUGAGCCUUCAGGGAAGAAGUUUUCAGGUCAGAUAGUUCUCUCUGUGCUAUAGCAGAACUAUGCUGUGUCUUGAGCAGUGCAGGUUACUGAUGAGCUAUAUCAAGCAAACAAGUGUAGUAAAGCCCUUUUGACCCCAUUUAAUUUUUACUCCAAUUAUAAUUGAUAGUCUGCUUCCCAUGUUACUUGCAUAUACCUUUCUUAAAAAACUGUCCACAUAGUAAGACGGCUCAGGAGUUAAGGGUGCUAGCUAACAAGCUUGAAAACCUGUGUUUAGUCCUUGACACCCACAUGAUGUAAGGAGAGAAUUGACUCCUGAAAGCUGACUUUUGAACCUCCACACUCAUUUCAUGGCAUAUGUACACACACAUACACACACAUACACACACACACACAAAAAAAAAAGCGAAUGUCUAAAAAUCAGCCACAUUGUAUUUACUGAUUUUUGUUCCCAGUAAACUCUAAGAACAUUUACUAUAUUGAGAUCAACAUUGUUUUGUCUAGUAUCUGCCACGAUAAGACCCAGAUUUAAGGAAUAGUAAAGGGCCAAAUGUAUAUAUUUUGUGAAAGAAUAAACUCUGAGUUUCUGAUA